Molecule: messenger RNA, 504 nt
Organism: Rotaria sp. Silwood2
Lineage: Eukaryota; Metazoa; Rotifera; Eurotatoria; Philodinida; Philodinidae
Source: the annotation of a GenBank genome assembly
AUGCUUUCUGUUAUAUCAAUCGCCACUUCUGCAUCACCAAACAAUAAUUUAACACCUGAAGAAAAAAUCAAGAAACAAAUAAUUGAAUCACUAAACGAUUGGUGCCAGAAAAUAAAAGAGAACAAUGAUCAAAAAAUGUUUCAACUGAAAGAAAAUGUCGAUUAUGAAAUUUUUAUUGAUAUUAUUGGAAAGAAAGUAUUGGUUAAAUGUCAAUGUGGCAAGACUACAACGUUAGGUCAAAAAGAUAAUACCUAUAUUCUAUCAAAUUUUUUUCGUCAUUUAACACAUCGAAAUCCUUGUACAAUGGUUCAAGAAAAGUUAGAAUGUCUUAGCGAAAAUAGUAGUGAUCAUGUUGCUUCUACAUUUGAUCGUAUGAAUGCAUCUGUUGAGAUGGCAAUAGAUCCAACAUCUAAUAUUAAUUCAUCCAUACAAACAUCAACUGGAAAACGAAAAAGAAGCAAAAUACUCAAUCCAUCUAUGAUCAAAAAGAAGAAGAAAACUUAG